AUGGCGGCGGCUGCGGCGCGCGCCUGAGGAGCUGUGUCGGGGUGGGGGGUGGGGGCGGUCCGCCGGUCCGCUCAGGCCUCGGCGCGGCCUAGACGCUCCGCUCGGCUCGCUCGCUCGCUCCCGCUCGCCCGUCCCCGUCCGUCCCGCGCCCCGCCAUGGCGGAGCCUUCGCCGGCCCGACGUCCGGUGCCUCUCAUCGAGUCGGAGCUGUACUUCCUCAUCGCCCGCUACCUCUCGGCUGGCCCGUGUCGCCGAGCGGCGCAGGUGCUGGUGCAGGAGCUGGAGCAGUACCAGCUGUUGCCGAAGAGGUUGGAUUGGGAGGGCAACGAGCACAACAGGAGCUACGAGGAAUUGGUCUUGUCCAAUAAGCAUGUGGCUCCUGACCACCUGUUACAGAUCUGCCAGCGCAUCGGCCCGAUGCUGGAUAAAGAAAUCCCACCCAGUAUUUCAAGAGUCACUUCUUUGCUUGGUGCGGGAAGGCAGUCUUUGCUACGUACAGCAAAAGACUGCAGGCACACAGUGUGGAAGGGCUCUGCCUUUGCUGCUCUUCACAGAGGAAGACCUCCUGAAAUGCCCGUGAAUUACGGCUCCCCACCAAGUCUUGUGGAGAUACAUCGAGGAAAACAGCUCACAGGGUGUUCCACUUUUAGCACAGCGUUCCCAGGAACUAUGUACCAGCAUAUAAAGAUGCACAGGAGGAUUCUCGGACAUCUGUCUGCUGUGUACUGUGUAGCAUUUGAUAGGACAGGACAUAGAAUCUUUACAGGGUCAGAUGAUUGUUUGGUAAAGAUUUGGUCAACACAUAAUGGCCGCUUGUUGUCUACGUUAAGAGGCCAUUCUGCAGAAAUUUCAGACAUGGCUGUGAACUACGAGAACACACUGAUUGCAGCAGGAAGCUGUGAUAAGAUCAUCAGGGUGUGGUGCUUGAGGACCUGUGCCCCAGUUGCUGUGCUGCAAGGACACACGGGGUCAAUUACAUCUUUGCAGUUUAGCCCAAUGGCCAAAGGACCUCAGAGAUACAUGGUCUCCACUGGUGCUGACGGCACUGUUUGCUUUUGGCAGUGGGAUUUGGAGUCCUUGAAAUUCAGUCCACGCCCCCUGAAGUUCACAGAAAAGCCGAGACCUGGUGUUCAGAUGCUGUGCUCCUCAUUUAGUGUUGGUGGUAUGUUUUUAGCCACGGGAAGUACUGAUCAUGUGAUUAGAAUGUACUUUUUGGGGUUUGAAGCACCUGAAAAAAUUGCUGAACUUGAAAGCCAUACUGACAAGGUUGAUAGUAUCCAGUUUUGUAACAAUGGUGACCGGUUCUUAAGUGGUAGCAGAGAUGGAACAGCACGCAUUUGGAGGUUUGAACAGUUGGAAUGGAGAAGCAUCCUGCUGGAUAUGGCUACCAGAAUCUCAGGAGACACGUCUUCUGAAGAGGAGAGGUUUAUGAAACCCAAAGUUACAAUGAUAGCUUGGAAUCAGGAUGACAGCAUUGUAGUCACAGCUGUGAAUGACCAUGUCCUCAAAGUGUGGAAUUCCUACACUGGACAGCUGCUUCAUAACUUACUGGGACAUGCUGAUGAAGUGUUUGUUUUGGAGACACAUCCCUUUGAUUGCAGAAUUAUGUUAUCUGCAGGACACGAUGGCAGCAUAUUUAUAUGGGAUAUUACAAAAGGCACCAAGAUGAAACAUUAUUUUAAUAUGAUCGAAGGACAAGGGCAUGGAGCCGUGUUUGACUGUAAGUUCUCGCAGGACGGACAGCAUUUUGCCUGUACAGACUCUCAUGGGCAUCUUCUGAUAUUUGGUUUUGGAUGCAGCAAACCAUAUGAAAAGAUUCCUGAUCAGAUGUUUUUCCAUACUGACUACCGACCACUGAUACGAGAUUCCAAUAACUAUGUCUUAGAUGAGCAGACACAACAGGCACCUCAUCUUAUGCCCCCACCAUUCUUGGUAGAUGUAGAUGGAAACCCUCAUCCAACCAAGUACCAGAGAUUAGUGCCAGGUCGAGAAAACUCAGCAGACGAGCACUUGGUUCCACAGCUAGGCUAUGUGGCCACAAGUGAUGGAGAGGUGAUUGAACAGAUCAUAAGCCUACAGACCAAUGACGUUGCUGAAGCCAGCCCCGAAUCCAGCAUUCUUGAUGGGAUGAUCCGGCAGUUGCAGCAGCAGCAGGACCAGAGACUGGGACUGGAUCAGGAUGCGACUGCAAACGGAGUUUCACAUGGGGAGGAGACUCCCCGAAGAGGGGGUUUUAGAAGACCGAGUUUAGACAUUCAGUCUCCUCCAAACAUCGGUCUCCGCCGGAGUGGACAGGUUGAAGGUGUUCGUCAGAUGCAUCAGAAUGCUCCCCGGAGUCAGAUUGCCACAGAGCGUGACCUGCAGGCUUGGAAGCGGAGAGUGGUUGUUCCAGAGGCACCACCAGGCCUGUUCAGGCGGUUGGAAGAUUUUCGCAUUGAGAAAGGCGAAGAGGAGAGAAACCUUUAUGUGAUAGGGAGGAAAAAGAAGUCUUUCCAGCUCUCACCAAAGUCAGAUUCAGUGGUUUUAGUGUCCCAGUCUAGACAACGAACUUGUAGGCGUAAAUAUGCAAAUUAUGGUGGAAGAAGUGCGGGCCGGUGUGAAUUAUCUUCUGGAAAUGAAUCUUCAGGCUCUCUCAGACAUGAGACUUCUUGUGAUCAGAGUGAAGGCUCUGGUUCUUCAGAAGACGAGUGGAGAAGUGACCGAGGGAGCGACAGCGACGACAGCGACAGCUCAAGCGACUCCUCGUCCCGAUACUCGGACUGGACAGCUGACACAGGAAUCAACUUGCAGCCUCCAUUAAGGAUGUCGUGUCGCCGCCGAGCAGCCCGGGUCUGCAGUAGUUCAGAGGAUGAGGUGUCUACGGAGAAUAUGUCUCCCCCAAAGAGAAGGCGGGAAAGAAGGAAAGAAAGCAAGCCUCAAAGGGAGAGUUUGCGAAGGACGACUCCAACAGAGCUGGCAGAUGCGGAGCAUUUGUAUGAGUUUCACCCUCCUGUUUGGAUAACUGACACGACACUUCGCAGGUCUCCCUUUGUUCCUCAGAUGGGUGACGAGGUGAUAUACUUCCGUCAGGGUCAUGAAGCUUACAUUGAAGCUGUCAGAAGAAAUAACAUCUAUGAACUGAACCCUAAUAAGGAGCCGUGGAGGAAAAUGGAUCUCAGGGAUCAAGAGUUGGUCAAAAUAGUUGGAAUAAGAUAUGAGGUUGGACCACCAACGCUCUGUUGCCUCAAACUAGCAUUUAUAGAUCCGGCAACUGGUAGACUUACAGAUAAAUCUUUCUCCAUUAGAUAUCAUGAUAUGCCAGAUGUUAUCGAUUUUCUUGUGUUGCGUCAAUUUUAUGAUGAAGCAAGACAGAGAAACUGGCAGCCUUGUGACAGAUUUCGAUCUAUUAUUGAUGAUGCUUGGUGGUUUGGAACUGUGCUGAGUCAAGAGCCGUAUCAACCGCAGUAUCCUGACAGUCAUUUCCAGUGUUAUGUUGUAAGGUGGGACAAUACUGAAAUUGAAAAGCUUAGCCCAUGGGACAUGGAGCCAAUUCCUGACAAUGUUGAUCCACCAGAAGAACUGGGAGCAAGUAUCUCUGUCACUUCAGAUGAGCUAGAGAAAUUGCUUUACAAACCCCAAGAUGGUGAAUGGGGCCGGAAGUCCAGAGAUGAGGAGUGUGAGCGUAUCAUCAGUGGUGUGGACCAGCUCCUGAGCCUCGAUAUAGCAGCAGCUUUCGCAGGCCCGGUGGAUCUAUGUACAUAUCCAAAGUACUGUACAGUGGUGGCUUAUCCAACUGAUCUUUACACAAUUCGAAUGAGACUUGUUAAUCGAUUUUAUAGGCGGUUAUCUGCAUUGAUUUGGGAAGUCCGAUAUAUAGAGCAUAAUGCAAGGACAUUUAAUGAACCGGAAAGUGUAAUUGCAAGGUCAGCUAAAAAAAUAACCGACCAGCUUCUGAAAUUUAUUAAGAAUCAAGAUUGUACAAAUAUAUCAGAACUGUCUAACACUUCGGAAAAUGAUGACCAGAAUACCGAUGAAUUGGUCCACAACUGGAGAAAGAGGAGCAGCAGAGCCACCAGCUGUGUUGAGAGCGACUGGAGGAGGCAGUGCAAAGCCUUGCUCAUCUUGAUCUUCCAGUGCGAGGACUCGGAGCCCUUCAGACAGCCUGUGGACCUGGUCGAGUACCCAGAUUACCGAGAUAUUAUAGACACUCCAAUGGAUUUUGGAACGGUAAGGGAAACUCUAGAAGCUGGGAAUUACGAUAGCCCUGUGGAAUUCUGCAAAGAUAUCCGAUUGAUAUUUAGCAAUGCAAAGGCCUAUACACCCAACAAAAGAUCAAAGAUUUAUAGUAUGACCUUGAGAUUGUCUGCUUUGUUUGAAGAAAAAAUGAAGAAAAUUUCCUUUGAUUUUAAAAUCGGUCAAAAAUUUAAGGAGAAACUUCGGCGAAGCCAAAGAUUUAAGCAACGGCGAGGUUGUAAUGGUGCCGUUCGGGCCGACAGAAGUGUAAGAAAUAUCAAACAGAAGCAGAUGAAAUCUCAGACAAAAGUAAUUCCACAGUUGAUGUGUUCUCCCUCCCAGUCUACCUCAAGUAGGGCACCUUUGUCCUCAGCCCGCAAGACAAGCACUGGAGCCUCUUCAGGCUUCACCUCUGGGGACUCUGAAGAUUCAGCGGGGCCACCAGGGAGAACCAGAAGACAUAGAUCUGAAAUGCUAAGGAAUGGUUCUGAGCUGUCGGAAAGUGAAAUGGAAGACUUCAUAGCUACCUCUUCAUCUUCGCAUAGUUCUGAGGACAGCAAAGAGAGCUCCAGAGCUGCAGAGAGCUCCCUGCGCAGUGGCUUCUUGAGAAGCAGCAAUCUCAGGGUGACGAGAACAAGAGCUGCUCAGAGAAAAGCUGGUUCUGUUUCUCUAGAAAAUGGAUGUGGCAGAAAAGCUACUCGGAAGAGAGCCUACCUAAGUGAUUCUGAUAACAACUCCGAGGAGACAGAUGACGAUCUGAAGGGCAAGGCUGGAAACGCCCGGAAAGUCCUCCGGAAGUGUGCUGCUGUCGCUGCCAACAAGAUAAAGUUGAUGAGUGAUGUGGAAGAAGACUCGAGCUCCGAGAGCCUCUGCUCUGGCCGUAAGCUGCCACAUCGCAGUGCCUCAGCUGCAGCUCGGAGAAAGUUACUACACAAUUCUGACGAUCUUAAGUCAGAGACAGAAGAACUGAAAGACCAGAGCCGAGCACGGCUGCCGUCUGGUCCUCACUCGGCCCAGGACAGUGUCAGUGACUCAGACAGUGACUUGAGAGUAGCCCGGAAGAACUGGCAUGCGAACGGCUGCACAUCCCACACUCCAGCAACAGGCAAAACAAAGUUCCUUCCAAUAGAGUCUUCUGAGGAAGACUCCAGAUGUCACGAAUCAGAUGAUGGACUCAGCAGCACUGCUGCCCCUUCAACAUCUGCGCACAAACUUGGGACAGAGAACAUCUCUGAGGAAGUUGACUCUGAACCAGGAAGCAGUAAAUUAUGCAAGAAUGCACAUUUGUUUAAGAAGGCGACUGUCUUGAGCGAUUCAGAAGACUGUGAAGAACAAGGACGAGAGAGCAAGAGGCGUAGCCCGGUGGAAGGAGACCCAGCCCCCGAGGCCUUGAGGAGUGAAGCUGCUUCUGUGCCGCAGGGCCCCUCGGGUCCUGGGUCUGAGACUGAUGUGGAUUCCGAUGUCGGCACAGCCAAAGAUAAAUUGCACAGUGAUAUGAAUGAUUCUCUGUCUCGAGAGAAUGGACAAAGUAGAAAAAGCUCCCGGAAAAGGGUCUGUUCCAGUGACUCAGAAAGCAAUCUCCAGGUUAUGAAGAAGUCAUCCAGGAUUACUCGAAGUGCUACUGUGGCUGCUGAUAAAACCAAGCUCACAAGUGACGCAGAAAAUGUCACCUUAGAAAGGGUGUGUACUCGAGGCAGAAGGAGAAGGAAAAAGCCCAUCCGAUUGGCUUGUACCCCAGCAAAGAAGAUACUGAGUGGUGGUGAGACACACGCACACUGUGAAGUGCCAGAGGCACAGCGUGCCUGCAGUAGCAACCUCCCCGAGUCUGAAUCCCAAGGUAGUGCAAAAAAUGCCAGUGAGUCUGUAAAUGCAGACUUGGAUUCUGAAGGGGCUUCCAGUUUUGAGCACACAGGAAGCAUACAGAAGAGGCAUACGGACAUAAGAAUGCCUCCUAAAACUCGAAGCUCUUCUGCUGGACCUUCUCAGGAAGAUCCCAAAAGCCACGCCCCAGAUAGUGAGAUUAACUUGUCUUCUGAGUCAGUUUUGGCCCAAAAAGCUACCACAGAGAAUAACUUUGAAGAAGACCUGAAUUAUGGGUUACGGAGGUGGAAUGGCAGAAGACUCAGGACAUAUGGAAAAGCCCCUUUUGAUAGGACAGCACAAGUAACUCACUGUCUGCAGGCAUCGGCAGAUGUUGGAGGGAAGAGGAGACUGCGUUCUGAGUUAGACAGUGUGGACACGCCUGGGCAGACGGAGACCUCAGCGUGUGUACCUGACACCAGCCCUAAGUCAUCAGAUUCGGGGUCAGUGACUGAAUCUGAUGCCGAGUGCACUGAUAACACAAAAACCCCGAGGAAGGAGAAAAGGAAAGGAAAAGCAAAGAUGGUUAGAAAAGGCAAAGCCCCUCCCUCGCACCCAUCUAAGACUGCGAGACAUCGAAGACAGAGUAAAUGUCCCAGGCUGAGUGUGGAUGACAACGAUUGGGAGGACUUGGACUGUGCAAAAGCUAAAAGAGUUGUUCGGCGCUCAAAAAUAAAAACAAGAAACCAGGGUAGGAGAACGGUGAGGUACCAUGAUGGGGAAGAUGACCGAAGCAUAGAAAAUGCAUUGGAGCUCAGUGACUGCACCUUGUGACCGUAAGAGCCAGCGUGCUCACAGCGACUGGAAUGUAUUGUGAAAGCUGGCUUACAAUUCAGGGAAUAUAUUUAUAUUUUUCUAUGAGAAGUUUGUGAAUGUGACUAAAUCAUGACUGUUAUUUUUAUUUGCACUUGCUGGUUUUUGAAGCAGCAUUCAGCACAGGUGCCAAAAUAUGCUUCAUUUUGGGGGCAGAUCUACUUUGACAGUAUUGAGUACAGACAGCAAGAGUUCGAGACACGUUAAACACUAGACAACUUGGUUACCCAAACCAGUGAGCAUUACUUUGUAACAGCAGUGUCACGCAGUUAUUUUCUGAAUUUGUCCAGAAGUGGUAGUUUCUAAACCUCUGCCAUGUAGUUAAAGUAGGAGAAAAAUCCUCGUGACCUAUGUUUACAGAAUCUUGAUAAAUAUUAUGUGCAUACUGACAUUAUAAUCAUGGCGAGUGUAACCAUGAUUAGUAGGCAAGGCACCUACCACUUUUUUUUUUUUAACUUUUUUUUUUUUUUUUUUUAAUCAUUUUCCCUGGAGACUUGAGUAGGAUACAUUAUACCCACAUCUGGUCAUCUUUAUUAACAUGGCUUCCACUUUUUUUUCCCCAAAUGCUUGUUGGGUCUUACUCUUAUCUUUUUAAGGAAAACCUGAUGACUUUAAUGUUUAUAAACUUGAAUUUAUAAAGUGCUGGUAAAUGAUUUUACAUGUUUGGAGUGCAUAAUUUAAAGGUCUAGGUUGAGAGAAUAGUUAGAAUAUUUUCUUUUAGAUUGUUCACUGACAAAUUGUUUCCUAUUUUUUUUUGUCCAAGAUUUACUUUCCAUUAGGAUUUACUAAAUUCUUGCUCUUCCAUAAUCUUACUCUGAAGUAGAGAAGUUUGUGUGCCUUAGAUUUAGGGAAAGUGUUCUUUAAUAAGAGGGUAUUUCAGUUCUGUGUAGAUUUUCUCUGUCAGAACUGUAGAGUUCAGAGUACAGUUCUGAAUCCUACCUGAGUCCUUCUCCAUCCUUGAACUUACUGCUGCCACGUCAGCAUCCUUUGCUGGACAACCGAGUGGAUCUUUACCAGUGACCUCUAGUGUAAGAAAUUCAUGUUUGAGGCACAGUGAUUUUUGAAAUCAUUUGAAGUGAACAUUCACAUCACCCUGAGUACUAUAGUACACUUAUUUUUGAGCCAGGUUCAUUUCUUUGUUGAGUUGAUUAUUUUUGGUCUACUGUAGGUAGCUCUUCCCGGUAGGUUUCCCCUUGAGUUUCUGUGAGCGAUAGGGAUAUGUGGUUUACACACCUUCAAGUGAUUUUUGACCAUAGUUGUGUUUGCUUUUAUAUGUAAACUUCCCCCUUUUCCUCCUCUUUUCCUGAGGUGGCAGAUCAGGAAGAGCAUCUUAUGUUCUUUGGUGUCACAAUUCCAUUUGGCAGGCGGCACUCCUCUGUUCUCAUGCAAGAGAUGGGGUUGGCUUUGGGAGUUUCUCAGGGCAGUGAUCUCUCCCCACCACACAUUGGGAGGUUAGAUGCUUACCGUAGAGUAGAUGGGAAGUCCUGUGGUCUUUGGCUAUUGACCAGAAAUACAUUUGAUUCCUGUCACGUCCCUCAGGACUUUAACUCCACGUUUACCAUUAUCUGCAAAAAGGCACCAAAAAUGAAUAUGAAGUGCACUCAUGAGUGAGUUUGGGUUUCAUAUGCAGAAUGGUUCUCAGACUAAGUUUUAACUGAUAAUUGAUUAGUCAUACAGCCCUUUCUAAAACUCCCCCUCCCCCCCUUCUCUUUGGUCCAAUUGUGUAGAAGCAGUAUUUCGGGUUCAUCAGAGACGUGAGUCUGGUGACCUUGGUUGUGAUUGACAGUGACUCUCAACUUGUGAAGUCAAGACGAGGGGUUUUGAGGAAGUGUUUUUGUGGGGUUUUGUUUUUCGUUUUUUUCUUUUUGGUUAUGGUGCUAUUUCUAACAUGAACUUUGAAUAUGUGACACACUCCUAAGUACCAUUAAAGAUUAAGGAUGAUUAAUAAAUAAUAGUUAAAAUGUUUACAUUGAGCACUAGGUGUUUAAAUGCGCAGGGAUUUAAUGCACAGAUGUACUUUAAUGUUUAGGAUCAGUUGGUCUUUUUGGGAGCGUUACAAGGUGAAUGUGAACUGGUCCAGAGACAAGUGCUCCAGCUUCUGUUGCACUUGAAGUAUUAAUGGUGUAUAUGUAAAAGUAGACUUCUCCCCACUCAAGUUUUGUAUGUCCAAAGUCUAUGAUUUUAUUCAUUUAUGAUUUUUUAAAGUAUUUAGGUUUGAUUUUUACUUCUUUUGAAAUUUUAAUAUUUCCAAGCAUAUUAAGAAAGAAAGAUUUAAAAGGAUCCCCUCAAUAUCUAUUUUAAAAAGGUGUCCUGACAAUGUGCGGUAAUUUAUGAAUAAAGAAAAUGUGUCCCAUUAUCAGGUAAUCCUAGGGUGGUCAUUGUUUUUAUUUUUUAAGAUGGAAAACUUCUGAUCAGAUAAUGCCUGAGGUUAGUGUGACCCUGGGAACUGCGGUACCACAGUUGUGGCUAGCUCUAAGGGGUAACAACACAAAGGCUUCUUUUGUGUAAUGAGGCUUCACCUAAGGGGAAGUUGGGUUUGAAUACAACACGUUUUUAAAAAGCACUUCACGCCCUGGGAGAGCAGUGCAAAAAGGUUAUAAACAGGUCCAGCCAUACCACCAGAAGAGUGUGCUGCCCAGACAGCAAGGUGUGUCACUAAACCUUUGCCCUCCUUGAUGCCUUCUUAGGGUAGUGAUGGGCUCACACUACUCUCCCAGUUUCUGUGGUAGUUUUUCCCUAAAUCACUGUACUGUAUGGUAUAAAAAUUGAAUUGGGUCUUAGUCUCUUCUACAAGUUGAAGUUGAUUGUGUCAGCUGAAAGACUUACGAGGUUUGUGAAUCAGUAGAAUGCAAAACAUUAAAAAACGUGAUUGUUUUUGUUUUCAUCUUCAGUCCAUUGUAUUGAUUCUGUUAGCAACAUUCACAGGCUCAAAAUGGUGGUCUUCUCCUUUAAUGGUUGAAGUAACCAGCUCCAUUCUUUCAUCAGCCAGUGUGUUACCAAAUCCUUGAGUUUUUCCUCUAGUGUGCAGGAUGUACAGGAUGUACAGGAGCCUGGCAAAGCCUGCCUUCUGCUGACUACUGGGGUUAGACCCUCACCUUUGGCUGUGGAGAUCAGGAAGUAGUAAAGAAGCAGAAGACACCAUUUGGCACAGGAUCCAGUUAAAUCUGGCCUCUCAGUGCUUUCACGUGGUCCAACCCAGAUUUGUUGAUGCAGUGGGACGAGGCAGUGUGCACUCUAGUUAGUGAGUGUGAGUCCUCCAUGUAGGGUCUGUUGUCAUUACUAGGACGGGAGAGUAAAGAAUUAGUGCUGGAGGCUGUGUUGUCUUUUCUUACAUUUUAACAUUCUAGGAUUCUUUUUAAGUGUCCCUGAGGAUACCUGGGAAUUUUCAAAAUAAAAGAGUUGGUUUUUUU
Molecule: messenger RNA, 10294 nt
Organism: Arvicola amphibius (Eurasian water vole)
Lineage: Eukaryota; Metazoa; Chordata; Mammalia; Rodentia; Cricetidae
Gene: Brwd1
Product: bromodomain and WD repeat domain containing 1
Exons: 40
Coding region: 156-6845 (2229 amino acids)
Biological process (GO): cytoskeleton organization; regulation of cell shape; regulation of transcription by RNA polymerase II
Cellular component (GO): nucleus
Molecular function (GO): protein binding
Source: RefSeq, a predicted model, not a curated record